AUGCGUUCCAGCAAUUAUGUUGCGCAACACCUUCCCAACCCGAUUAUCAGCAGCAUUUUGGAGUAUGUCGCCGACUUUAAAAGCAUCAGCCUCGUUAACAGCAUUUACCUCGCUCGACCCAAGAUUAACACGUAUCUUCAGCUCACGCAAGUCUGUAGCAGCUGGCGGUCGGUUAUGAUGCACCCCUUGUGCCGAGACAUGUCCAUUAUACUCGGUUGCAUAGAUGGCCUUGACAUGUUUGGGUACCGCAUGUGGCCAGUCAACGAGUCGUACGGAAAGUAUACAUUUGACCACUUGGUAAGGUCACUGCGCUUGGUUAUCGACUACUGCACAUUAAAAAACGGAUCGGCUCUGGAGAGGUUGAAAGAGCUGCCGUACAAGGACAUGGUUUUCGAGAAUGCACACACAUUGAACUUGGUUUUUGGGACUGUUACUGCUGCUAUGGUUCCGAACGUGCGCAAUAUCUUUGUAGAGAGCAGGCCCGACAACACUGGUCUGGACGGCCGUGUAUCUGGGUCGUACGACAUAGUGCCCCUGCUGUUGAGCGGGGUUAAAAAGUCGAUGUUCAGUCUGGGUGACUCGAGGUUUAUUGAAUUUGUUAAUGCGGAAAGUUUUCUCGGUCUAACUCACUUGGCUUUUGGUGGGGAUAUUGACGAUGAGAGAAUUAUAGAGCUCGUUCACAGCAAUUCAGCGACCUUGGAGAAUCUCGAAAUAAAGUUUAUCCGAAAUGGCAAUGUGGCCCACCUAGCUAGAACUAGCAAUGGCGCGUGUGCAUCGUUUCCAUGCUUACAGAAGCUGCACUUGAAGAGAAAGUCCAAGGGCGUAUCAGUCGAGGAAGUUGCGCUGACCGAAGCCAUUAUGUUCCCCAGCCUCCAGUGGCUGACCAUUGAAAUGGAGCAUCCGUUCGGUGACGAUACUAUUUUCAGAGGAAACGCCGAGACGCUUAAAUACAUAGAUAUGCAAGUAGACACGUCGACAUUGGACAUGGUAAGCAGAUGCGGUGUUUUUGCCAAAGGUCGGCCGGGUGGAACCGGCAUUAAUGUGUCUCCAAGCCAGCUGUCGUCGAUUGCAAUGGCCAUGGCUGCCGGCUCCCAAUCCUUAAACGUCAACUUGUUUGACCUGGGCAGAGAGCUUAGUCCCGGUGACUUUCCAGACUACGUACAUGCACAGUACCGCCCGCUAGGCCGUUAUCUGGAUUGCCUGAACCAAGACCACAAUGGCACCGACAGCAAUGCCGAGAGAAUAGCCGCAUGUGCUAUGCUAAUGGCAAUUAUGUGCCCGAACAUGACGCUGGCUACCGUUCCUGAUAAUUUCAAAGACGGAUACACCGGCUUUAUAGAGCAGGCACUCACAAAAACGCCAUUUGGAAAGUAUGCUGACCGGCUCAAGUUUUUAACCGAGCGGACAAGAAAGCCCAUCAUACAUACGCUAAGAAUGUAA
Kickxella alabastrina is the source of this 1440-nucleotide messenger RNA. RefSeq lists its product as uncharacterized. Lineage: Eukaryota; Fungi; Kickxellomycota; Kickxellomycetes; Kickxellales; Kickxellaceae. The record is from RefSeq and is a predicted model, not a curated record. Bases 1 to 1440 code for a protein of 479 amino acids. The transcript has 4 exons.